Molecule: messenger RNA, 6012 nt
Organism: Drosophila nasuta
Lineage: Eukaryota; Metazoa; Arthropoda; Insecta; Diptera; Drosophilidae
Gene: pod1
Product: coronin
Molecular function (GO): protein binding
Source: RefSeq, a predicted model, not a curated record
CGGUCACGCUGCACGGCUCCCGAAGAAAGCCGAUGCAACAUUUAUACGAAAAUUAAACGAAUAUUGUGCAGUUGCAGUGAAAUUUGGUUAAAAGGGCGUGCCAAAAUCCCGCUAAACCGCAAAACAAAAAAAUCACUACAAAUAAGAAUAAAUAAAUACAAGUAAUACAAACAAAAAUAAAAUAGAAGUGAAGAAGCAGCAGCAGCGACUGGUGCGAAUAAAGUCAGUCCGACUAUUUGAUACUCUACAUCAAUACACUCACACACACACAGAGACACAAUGGCGUGGCGCUUCAAGGCUUCGAAGUACAAAAAUGCCGCGCCCAUUGUGCCAAAGGCGGAGGCGUGUGUUCGCGAGAUUUGCGUGGGCAGCUAUCAGACGUAUGGCAACAAUAUCGCCGCCUCGGCCGCCUUCAUGGCCUUCAAUUGGGAGCAUAGCGGCGCCAGUGUUGCCGUGCUGCCGCUCGACGAUUGCGGACGCAAAAGCAAAACGAUGCCACUCCUCCAUGGACACACGGACACGGUGACAGAUUUGAAGUUCUCGCCAUUUCAUGAUGGCCUCUUGGCCACAGCAUCGCAGGAUUGCCUGGUAAAGAUCUGGCACAUACCGGAGAAGGGCUUGGAGCAGUCGCUCUCCGAUCCCGAGGCUGUCUUCUCACACAAGCAGCGACGCGUUGAGACUGUUGGCUUCCAUCCCACGGCCGAUGGUUUGAUGUACUCCACAGCGGCGGGUUGUGUGGCUCUCUUCGACAUUGCAGCCCAAAAGGAGAUUUUCUCCAACAAUGAGCAUCCGGAGGUCAUCCAGUCGGCCAGUUGGCGCGAGGAUGGCACCGUUUUGGCCACCAGCUGCAAGGACAAGUGCGUGCGCAUCUUUGAUCCACGCGCCGAAGGCUCGCCGAUACAAAUGCUCGCCGAAUCGCAUCAGAGCAUCAAGGAUUCGCGUGUCGUUUGGCUGGGCAAUCAGUCGCGCAUUCUCACCACCGGCUUCGAUGCGGCACGUUUGCGUCAGGUGAUCAUACGCGAUAUACGCAACUUUAAUACGCCCGAGAAGACAUUGGAGUUGGAUUGCUCGACGGGCAUUUUGAUGCCACUCUUUGAUCCCGAUACGAAUAUGCUGUUUUUGGCUGGCAAGGGAGAUACGACCAUAAAUUAUUUGGAGAUUACGGACAAGGAUCCGUAUUUGAUUGAGGGAUUGCGGCACACGGGCGAGCAAACAAAGGGCGCCUGUUUGGUGCCCAAGCGUGCGCUCAAAGUGAUGGAGGCCGAGGUGAAUCGUGUGCUCCAACUCACCUCCAACAUGGUCAUACCCAUUAUGUAUCAGGUGCCGCGUAAGACCUAUCGCGAUUUCCAUGCCGAUCUUUAUCCCGAGACAACGGGCUACAAGACGGAAUUAAUUGCCAGCGAAUGGUUGGUGGGCACCAAUCAGCCAGUGCCCAAGAUGAAUCUGGAUCCGGCGAAGCGCGAACAUGGCGAUGAACCCAUUAUCAUUCAUCGCGGCAAUCUGAGUGAUUUCGUUAAGAAUCUUGAGAACCAGCGAGCAAAGGGCAAGUGCCAUGUUGUGAUGUUGCGCAGCAAGUGCGACGAAAAGAAUGGCAAUGGCAACAAUGGCAAUGCCAACGCCAAUGGCAACAACGGCAAUGGCAAUGAGAGUCACAACAACAGCGACUCGUCGAACAACACGAAGAAGAACAACAGUCAGGAGUGCAGUCUCAGUCAGAGCGAAUUGAUACGCAAAUUCGAGGCGAAAUAUAAGACAGACUCCGAGAAGGAUAUUGUCCAUCAGGUGGAUGAGAAGGAAUCGCCCACCGAACACUCGACCGGCAGCAGCGAGGAGGCAUCCUCGUCGGCAGGAUUGGACACCAAUUCGGCGAGUGGCAGUCACUCGCCACCGAAGCCCAUGCCACGCACAUCGCGCAACAACUCGCUGCCGGAGGCAACCACGCCACAAGGCAGCAGCGGUGGCGACUCCGCCGGCGAGGGCAACACACCGCGUCCAAGGCCACGCACAACGGCAGCCGCCGCUUACAAGCCUCGCCUUGGCCCCAAACCAUUUUCGAGCAACACUGGUGACGUCUCCUUUGACAAAGUCUUCGCCGUGCCCGUGGCGCCUGGUUCGCAUGAGAAUAUAUCAAGCGUCGGUCAAGAGAACUGCAGUGAAACGCCCACCCAAGGCGCCAAACCCGAUCUCAUUGUGGAAAUUGAAAUAAAGAAAAAUCAUGAACGUGAACCAAAUGUUGCUGGCAAUGGCAAUGGAAAUGGCAACGGGAACGGUGUCCAAAAGUCAUUGACAACUUCGGAGCGUCGCAAGUCCUCGGCUGACGAUGACGAGUCAUCAGAUAAGAUAUUCGAACAGAACUCUGAAUCAUCAGAGAACUCGACGGAGGGCGAGGAUCGUACAGAUGCCGAUUUGCGACGCUUUUCGGCAGUGCGCAGCAGCAUUGCAGAGCGACGUCGCGUCUACGAGAGUCGCUCCAAGAGUCAGGUGGACGAGAAGGCUCAAUCGCCGGUGCCACUUCGCCGUGAGAGCUCCAAGGUGGAACCCCUAAAGCCCAGUGGCAACAGCAACGUCAUUCCCUCGGCCGGCAUUGACACAAAGCGCAUCUCGGUGCCCGAAGGCAAACUCCUGGAGGAGCAUCGACGUGGCAAUGGAGCAGCGGGACUGAAGAAGUCGGCAACGGAGGCGGCUUUCAGUGCGGCGUCAACCAAACGCACAUCGACCGUGUUUGGCAAGGUGUCCAAGUUCCGGCACUUGAAGGGCACGCCCGGCCACAAGUCGACACACAUUGAGAACUUGCGCAAUCUGAGCCGUCAAAUACCCGGCGAAUGCAAUGGCUUCCAUGCCAAUCACGAGCGUGUCGCCGUUCCGCUCUCGGGACCUGGCGGCAAGAUUGCCAUCUUUGAGCUGAGUCGACCCGGCCGAUUGCCGGACGGUGUCAUUCCAUCGCUGGUGAAUGGCAGCAACAUUAUGGACUUUCAAUGGGAUCCAUUCGAUGCCCAGCGUCUGGCGGUGGCCUGCGACGAUGGCAUUGUGAAAUUGUGGCGCAUCGAUGAGGGCGGCCUGAGUGAGCCAACGAAUGCGCCGCAAGGCGAAUUGACAGCGCAUCUGGACAAGAUCUAUUUCAUACGCUUUCAUCCACUCGCUGCCGAUGUACUGCUGACGGCCAGCUAUGACAUGACCAUCAAGCUGUGGAAUUUGCGCACCAUGCAGGAGAUGUGCACACUGACUGGCCACACGGAUCAGAUCUUUGACUUCGCCUGGAGUCCAUGCGGCAAGCUGGGCGCCAGCGUUUGCAAGGAUGGCAAAAUACGUGUCUACAAUCCACGCAAAUCCGAGACACCCAUCCGUGAGGGCAACGGUCCGGUGGGCACGCGUGGAGCACGCAUCACCUGGGCACUCGAGGGUCAUUACAUUGUGUGCACCGGCUUCGACAAGGUAUCGGAGCGCCAGAUUAGCGUGUAUAAUGCACAAAAGUUGACGGCGCCAUUGAACACGGCCAGCUUGGAUGUAUCACCAUCGAUUCUCAUACCGUAUUACGAUGAGGAUAGCUCCACAUUGUUUGUCACCGGCAAGGGCGAUUCCACCAUCUAUUGCUAUGAGAUCACCGAUGAGGAGCCAUACAUUUGUCCGCUGUCGCAUCAUCGCUGCUCGUCGUUGCAUCAGGGCCUCAGUUUUCUCACCAAGAACCAUUGCGAUGUCGCCAGCGUGGAGUUCUCCAAGGCAUACAGGCUAACAAACACGACCAUCGAGCCGCUCAGCUUCACAGUGCCGCGCAUUAAGAGUGAACUGUUCCAGGAUGAUUUGUUUCCACCCACUCGCAUCACAUGGAGCGCCACGCUCUCGGCGGAUGAUUGGUUUGGCUGCAACGACAAGGCCGCUGCCAAAGUCAGUCUCAAGCCGGAGGGCAUGGAUACGCUGUCAUCCAUACAACAAGUGCCAGCGGCAGUUAAGAAACCGGAUCACUCGCAAUUCGCCAGCAAAUCCGACUAUGAAAGCAAUAAACAACAGGAGAUUCAAAAAUCGGUUAGCGCGCGCAUGGAGUACACAACCAAAUUGGAGCAGGACGAAAUGGAGGGCGUCGAUGAGAACGAGUGGCAGGAGUAGCGCCCAGGCAACAACCAUAAAAACAACAAUAAUAACAACAACAACAACAACACAUAAGCUAUAUUAUAACAUAUACAACACUCAUAGAUAAGUUCAGCUCUCUCUUGUAUAUGCAAACAAUUUGUGUGCAUAAAUUAAUCACAACACAACAGACACUACACAACACCCAGACAUAUACACACACACACACACACACAUACACACACAGCUCGAAGGACAGACAGACAGUCAGAUGGACAAGAAUUUGAUGGUUAGGCAAUAUUUUAAGAGCACAAUGCUCAAGGACAUUCUUCCUCACUAGACAGAGCUAGCGAUAGAAAGAGAGAGAAAUAGUAUGCAGUGCUAACUGGUUGUGCCAAUGUGUCCUGCCUUCCUUCCUUCAACCCAACCUUGACCCCACCACGCCCCUUUAGAGUCCCCCCCACUGCAGUUGCUCAAUAAUUGCCAAAUUACAAAGGUUAAGCAAACGUUUUUAUGUAGUUUUUUUUUUUUAACAUAUUUUAUAUACAACAAUAUAUAUAUAUGUAUUUAGUAUAUAUAUAUAUUUAAUUUUGAUACGUUUUGUCGCAUAUUGUUUUCGUGUGUUUUUUUUUAUGUGUUUGUUUAAGUAGUUAGUCCAAAUUAGUUUAGCAUAAACAUCAUUUUAAACACUUAUCAUUUUCUAUAUGAUUUUCGCUUAAGUUUGUGGCCAUAUAAACGAGGAUAUAUUUACAUAAAUGUAUUUGUAUAAUUAUCUAGACAUAUAUAGAUAUAUAUUUAUAUAUAGACAGCUAUUUUAGAGCUUUACAAGUAUUUACCUCUCUCAGUCUAUUUCGAUAUGUGCUCUCUCUCUCUCUCUCAAAUGACAAUUUAUAAAUUUUAUAUAGUAAAUUUUCGACUCUGGCAAUGGGAGCAGCUCAGCCGGGCCUACACACACACACACACCCAAUAACACACGCAUACACACACGGUUUUACACUCCACUCUUUAUGAUGAUAUAUUUUAUAGCAUAUACUAUAGAGGACAAAUUUUUAAUAGCAGUUUGACGCUUUACGUUUUUUUUUUUUUUGUUAGUGUUUUUUUUUUUUUGGUCUUUCUAGUCUUUGUCUUUAUUCACUGCUUCCUUGCGAACACGCAUAGAUACCCUGUAAAAGCGAUUGACAACACAGAAGAAAAGAAACAACAACAGUAAGAACAUGACAAGAACAGGAAAAGAAAAAGAAAACAAUUAUAGAGACUGUGCGUAAGCCAAUCAAGCGAAGAAUUUGUUAAUAACUAAUUAACCUAAACAGUAUAUACACAGUAUGCAGUAUACACAAUAUCAAAUCAAAUACUUAAUGUAACAACUGAAUCAAAAGAAAAAAACAAAACAAAAAAACAAAUACAAUUAUGUAAUUCCAAAAUGUAAAACGAAAAGACUUGCGAGUAAAGCGCAUCCGUGUUGCCAUUUAAGAAAAACAAAACAAAACUGAAAAAGAUGCAAAUUUGUGUGUCGAAUAUGGUAAGACUAGAAACUAUAUAACAGAUACAGAUACCGAUACCGAUAACGAUACUGAAUACACAAUAUAUAGAACCGAUACGAUAUACAAAACAUAAACUUACAUAUAUACAAAUACGUAUAGCAUUUUGUACUUGCAAUAGUUAUAUCUAUAUAUUUAUAUAGCAUAUAUAUAUUUUGUAUACAGCAACAACUGAUGAAAUAAUUCGACUGAUUCGACCAACAACAUUCUCGGGUAAUGGCAAUAGAGCUAGGCCUAGUAGCUAUAUAUAUAUAUGUAUAUUCUAUCUAUAUAUGUAUAUAUAGUUCAAGUGACCAUGACAGACAACAACACAACAACAUACAGAAAAGAGAUUCAGAAAACUUAUUCCAAUUCAAUAACGUUGCAUUUACUCACAAAAAAGAAAUAUUCACAAAACAAAAAAAAAAGAAAA